Molecule: messenger RNA, 2565 nt
Organism: Anneissia japonica
Lineage: Eukaryota; Metazoa; Echinodermata; Crinoidea; Comatulida; Comatulidae
Product: splicing factor U2AF 50 kDa subunit-like
Exons: 2
Coding region: 129-1481 (450 amino acids)
Biological process (GO): mRNA processing
Cellular component (GO): U2AF complex; nucleus; commitment complex
Molecular function (GO): pre-mRNA 3'-splice site binding; poly-pyrimidine tract binding
Source: RefSeq, a predicted model, not a curated record
UUAUGCACCGCCGUUUUCUAGCGUCCAUUUUACCCUGGCACGUGAAAAACAUUUUUAGCCUAGAAAUACGUCAGCAUUAAAAGCGUUAUUGUUGCAAAGUUUACUUAAGACCGACUGAAACAGAAAAUAUGGGAGGCCAUGAAGAUGACGAUAGAGGUGGCCGAAGACGCAGUCGAAGUCGUAGUCGCGAACGUCAUCGUCGUAGCAGGAGCAAAGACAGGAGGAGAAGUCGUAGUCGUUCUCCCAGAGAUAGAUCAUCAAAGCGUAAACCACGAAAGGUCCAUAAAUAUUGGGAUGUAGCUCCACCUGGAUUUGAACACAUCACCCCACUACAGUACAAGGCUAUGCAGGCAGCUGGGCAAAUUCCAAAUUUUACGCUACCAGCAGCCAUGACAACCAUCGAUCCGAUUCAAAUUCAACAACAGCAACAGCAGCAGCAGCAACAGCAACCCCAAGACCAGCCCCCUCUGGAUAUGUCGGAUCCAUUUGAUCCUGACUCUGCAAUGCCUGUUGUUGGUAGUCAGAUGACUCGACAAGCAAGACGUCUUUACGUUGGUAACAUUCCGUUCGGGGUCAAUGAAGAAGCUAUGAUAGAUUUUUUCAACCACCAAAUGCACCUGACAGGCUUAGCUCAAGCACCUGGUAAACCAGUUCUAGCAGUCCAAAUUAACCAUGAUAAAAACUUUGCAUUUUUGGAGUUCCGUUCUGUUGAUGAAACAACACAAGCUAUGGCAUUUGAUGGUGUUGUGUUCCAGAAUCAAUCUCUGAAAAUACGCAGACCCAAAGAUUACCAGCCUGUGCCGGGUGUAGCAGAAACUCCAUCUGUGCACGUACCUGGUGUUGUUUCUACAGUUGUCCCAGAUUCGCAGCAUAAAAUCUUCAUUGGUGGUUUACCAAAUUAUUUAAAUGAAGAUCAAGUUAAAGAACUGUUGAGUUCAUUUGGUCAGCUGCGUGCAUUCAACCUGGUCAAGGACAGUGCAACAAAUAUGUCAAAGGGUUAUGCGUUUUGCGAAUAUGUUGAUAUAAACCUAACUGAUCAAGCUAUUGCCGGCCUCAAUGGUAUGCAGUUGGGCGACAAGAAACUAGUCGUACAACGAGCAAGCGUUGGGGCCAAGGGAGCUCAGAACCAGCUGAAUUUACAGGUGCCUGGAUUAAAUCUCUCCAGCUCAGGGCCUACAACUGAGGUCCUUUGUUUAAUGAAUAUGGUCACAGCUGAAGAACUCAGAGAUCUUGAAGAAUAUGAAGAAAUUGUUGAUGACGUUCGCGAAGAGUGUGGUAAAUAUGGCCUAGUACGCAGUCUUGAGGUGCCACGUCCAAUUGAGGGAAUGGAUAUCCCAGGCGUUGGGAAAAUAUAUGUUGAAUUCGCAAAUAUCUUUGAGAGUCAACAGGCGCAGCAGGCUCUGACAGGGCGUAAGUUUGCGAACCGUGUUGUGGUUACAUCAUUCUAUGACCUAGACAGAUAUCGAAGAAGAGAAUUCUAAAAUUGUUAGCUUAGCUUCGGUAAGAGACGUGAACAAGAAUCUGAUUAAUCAUUGAUGUACCACAACAUUUACCGAACAUUAAGGGACAUAUUUUUAAUAGAACUUUUGAACAUGUUUGAUAAAAUUGUUCUUUUAAAGAUGUGGUUUCAUUCUUUAUUUAUUAUUUUUUACAUGUUGAGGAAGUUAUUCAAGGCAUACAUUAAUAAUUAAUUGUAGAUACUACUUCUUUAAAAAUAAUUGUUGGUCUACAGUAUCCACUUUUACUAUAAAUUCAUGCAAAUUAAAAUACUAAUAAUUUUGCUAUUUUCUGUUUAAUGGAUUAGUGUUCAUACAACAUUCCAUAAUGAAUAACAGAAUAAUGAGUUCAUAAACCUAGAUAAUGAAGUUGACAAAUGAAUGCUGUUGGUUGUUUUUUACAAUAAGAUACUGUACCAAUACAGUAUCAAUAUUACUUUAGGAGCACUUUUAUGUAAAAUUAUCUGACAGAAAGGCCUCUGGAGGUUGUUUUUUUCUAAACACAAGUUAAAGUUACAAAUGAUAAAUUCUAGUAAUAAGAAUUAUUUUUACCUUGAUAGAAGGAAAUGAUACAGCAUGUGUUAUGAUUUUAACCCUGCUACAGUGCUAGGGAACACUACAGUCGAGGAACAAUAUAGACCAAAAUAUGUAGACCAGCUUUUUAACUGGGGUGUACAGUACCUUUUGGUAAUUAGACCAACUGAACUAGUUACUUUAUAAGGUAAAUUUGGUACAAUGUACUCCCUUGGACUUGUAUCAUUGAGGAAAGUCCUAAUUUGAUAAAUUAUUAAUUAGCUAUGAAUUAUGCUUUUAAUUUUGACCUUUUAUUUGGCAUUUGAUACAAAACUCUUUUUCACCCCUAAACAUUGUAUAACACGUGAUAUUAUGUGUCGGUAUGCUGUACAGUAGAUUUAAAUGUUUGAAAUCCAAAUAGUGUGUUAGAUGACAGCUGUUUUUUAUUACCAUGCUUUAUGAUGAAUAAAAAUGUCGGUUUUGUGAAAUUAUUGUAGAAUGAAAGCUGUACCAUUUGCCACUAGGAAUUGGAAAUAAUACUUGGCUAUGUACUGUA